Messenger RNA from Menidia menidia (Atlantic silverside), 207 nucleotides. The record is from the annotation of a GenBank genome assembly. NCBI's taxonomy places the organism in Eukaryota, Metazoa, Chordata, Actinopteri, Atheriniformes, Atherinopsidae.
UUGGUCCUGGCCCACCACUGUUCUGACCCACAGCUCGUGCCUCUCCCUGCAGGUCUGUGCUUCAGGCUGUUCUACGUGAGUCCGGACCGGAGCUCCUGGCCGGUGGGGGGGGGGCAGCAGGUCGGGACCAUGCUGCCCAUGCUGUACCCGGGAAUCACCUCCCACCUGCAGAUGAGCCACAAGAGAGACCCCACAGGCUACUUCUGA